AUGGAGCAAUGUCGAGACCUCCUUGGACAGUGGGGCAAAAGGGCCUUUCCAAACUUUAGGCACCAGAGAAGGAAGAUCACCAGAGCCCUUCGCAUGCUUGAAAUGGCCCACAAGACGGUUCUCGAGCAAAGGAGGGUGCUAGAAUCUGGACUAGAAGAGUUGGAGGCGAAUGAAGAGGAAUAUUGGGAACAAAGAAUUCGGGUUGAUUAUCUAAGAGGAGGUGACAAGAAUACGCAGUUUUUCCACAGGAAAGCUUUUGCUCGCCGCAAGCGUAAUACUAUAAAAAAAACUCAGAAAUGA
Messenger RNA from Linum trigynum, 300 nucleotides. The record is from the annotation of a GenBank genome assembly. NCBI's taxonomy places the organism in Eukaryota, Viridiplantae, Streptophyta, Magnoliopsida, Malpighiales, Linaceae.